Messenger RNA from Drosophila gunungcola (fruit fly), 2927 nucleotides. It is a transcript of the gene l(2)41Ab, whose product is annotated as coiled-coil domain-containing protein 40. The record is from RefSeq and is a predicted model, not a curated record. Gene Ontology annotation, cellular component: cytoplasm. Lineage: Eukaryota; Metazoa; Arthropoda; Insecta; Diptera; Drosophilidae. Gene Ontology annotation, biological process: axoneme assembly.
AUAGCAACGACUUUAUUAUUUUUAUAAGACAUUCAAAAAAUAUACGUUUACACAUCCAUAGCAACCCCUUUAUUAUUUUUAUUAAACAUUUUUGACAUUCAAAACAUAUACGUUACACUUAAUACGAGCAAAAUCAUAUUUAUAUUUUCGAGUUCAAAAUAUUUGUUGAAAUAAAAAAAUGUCUGAUAUUAAGGACAUUGAUUCGUGCGACUUUGCCAAUAUUUCGGACCUGGAUCCUGGCUCAGCCCUUGAACCAGAGCAAAUGGCCCUACUUACCCCGAAUCAUCAUCUCCUCCGCAAGUUUCAAAAGUCUUUAAAAGAGCAUUUAUUACGUUCUAAACGUGACAUAGAAAAUGAAAUUGCAGAAGUAAAAUAUCAUGUUAAACUGAAAGAGCAACGACGGGAAGAACAAGGAUUGGCUUUAUAUGACAUGCAGCAAAAAAUGGGAUUUCAAGAAGAACAAAUUCAAGAUCUAUCUACAGUAAUGGAAAAACAUUUUAAAAACCGCCAAGUAGAAGAAAUAAAAGGAAAUGCUUUGAAAAAUGAAUUCGCGGAAAAAAUGAAGCUAACCAAGUCUCAAAAAACACUUUAUCAUGCAAGAAUGGCUGAACUCGAAGAUAUACAAAGCUUAGGAAGUAAUAUUAAAAAAUGGGCGUAUGAAGUAGAGGAUGAAGUGAAAAACGCAAAGCGCAUUGUUAGCAGGGACGCACAACUGCAAGAUCAGCUAUCUCAGGAAAAACGAAAGUCAGAUAUACUAUUUUACCGGCUGGACAUGGAAGUUAAAAAAAGAGAGGCAGAGUUGCUUUCUAUUUGCCAAGAAGAAGCUGCAAUGUCAGAAGUUGUCAAUAUUUUAAAUAUGAGCAUUGCUAAUGCUAAUACAGACUUAGAGGUUUUGCAAAAUGAGCAUAAGCGUCUUACACAUGCAUGGAGCGAGGUCAUUAUAGCCAUUAAAUUGAGGGACAACAUUUUAUUUCAAGUUCAAGAUACUAUGAGAAAAGAUCGGGAGUCAAUAAAGUUAAAUUUGGCUGGAACAGAAGCUAUUAAAAAACAAAUCGGAAAGGAAAUGGAACUUAAUAAAAAACUGGAGUCAUUUAGGCAACGACUGGCCGAUGAUACUUAUUUAUUAAGACGGGACUGUCAAGAUGAGAAUGAAACACUUGUCAGAUUGCAAGGCAAAUUAGAAGAGCUCCCAGAGUUCUUAAAUAGUUUGGAAUCUGAUCUGCAAGAAGCAAUGCGAGACGGCUCCCGACUAUUUUCUGAAAUCCGAAAAUUUGACUUUACGUUGGAUAAAUAUCAGACACAAAAGUUUCGGUCUGAUGACGCCAUAUUAAAGUUGGCACAGGACCAUCUAAUAACUGACAAGGCAACAUCUUACCGUUUAAAACUAUUGAAUAAGUUACAAGAGCGACGACGUAGUGUCGAUUUAUCGUUAUCAAAAGUUCAAAAUCAAAUGGCGUCAUCAAUGCUUGAGGUCGAGAAACUUAGAAGUGUUGUUUUUAAUGCAAGAACACAUAAUGAUACUACGAAGUCAAAAUUAAAUAAUUCUCAAAAUAAAUCUUGUAUACUGCAAAAUGAUUUGAAAACUAUGCACAUUCAAAUUGAAAUUAAAAUGAAAAUGAUAGAAAAGCUAAACUACAAAAUAGACCAAACGAAAUAUUUUUUGGCUGAUGCAUCUGGAAAUCCCACAGAUUUAAAGAUCAAACAAAUCGAGAAAUCUAUUCACACGGGAGAGCUGCAAAUUCGAGAGCAUCAACAGUUUUGGAUUAUGUUGCAGAAUCACUUUGUUAAUUUGUCCCAAAAAAGAAGCAACCAGCUAAUCGAAAUUCAAGUUACUCGUAAACAGCUAUCUAUUAUUAAGCAAAAGUCUCUUAAAAUCGAUCAAGAGCUGCAGGUAUCGCAAAAAAAAACCAAGGACUUACAAAUAUUUAUUCAAAACUUUACAUCAAAAUUGGAGCUUCUAAAUGACAAAAUAUACAAAAAACGGGUACAUCAUGAUUUUCAGGAGACUGAGUUCGAGCACGAACAGUCUGAGCAUACCCAAAAACUGAAGUUGGCUGAGCGCGGAAUAUUGAAGACGGAAGGAACCAUUAAUGAUCUACAAAACGAAAUUGAGCUUUACAAAUAUCUCGUUGUAGAUAACCAUAGGGAAACGUUAUCGUGGGAAACCAAAUAUAAAUUGAUUGAAGAAACUAUUCAAUGGUUGAAGUUACAGCGAUCUGUAAAUGGUGAAAUCGGAGUAAUGAAAACUGAAAUACAUCGUAUGAAUAUUAGAUAUGGUCAACUUAAACGGGCACAAGAGAGACUUGUCUUAGAUCUAGAACAUUGCGUUAUGCAUCGCGAACAAAUUUUUGUCAACGCUUCAGUUAAAGAACACGUACAAACAAAAAUUAAAAAAUGUAAAAACACCACUCAGAUUCAGGUGAGACUUGAUGAAGUUCAUAACAGGGCAAAAAUAAUACGAAAUGAAAUAAAGUUUUUAUCGGAAAAACGCCUAGUCGAUGAUGUCAAUAAAAUUGAGCGUAUGAUUUAUAUGUUACGUAGAAUACAAACAGAUCUUAAAGAUGUCAUAAAUGAUGCCAGCAUCCAAGAUCGAAUAGAAGAAGGCAUUUUAGCUAAGCAUGCCAAUUUGGAGCAAAUAGUACGGAAACAGAUCAAAGCAAAGGCUUAUCGAAGACUUAAUAUAUUAACUAUACAACAAAAAACAGUUCGAUCAGAGAAGACAUAUCAACUGGUAAUACAAAAGCAAAGCGAGCUGAACGACACCCUUAUGGAAAUUAACCAAACUCUAGUAAUAGACUUUCCUGAUAAAAAAACGUAUUUUUCAAAAAUAUUUCAUGUUCUUAAGGAAUAACAUUAUUAACGAAUAAUAAAUAAACUCCUUAAAAUUAUUAGUUCUUCAAUUCAAUAAAUGUUGCUUAAAUAUUCAA